Molecule: messenger RNA, 363 nt
Organism: Vicia faba (fava bean)
Lineage: Eukaryota; Viridiplantae; Streptophyta; Magnoliopsida; Fabales; Fabaceae
Source: the annotation of a GenBank genome assembly
AUGGCUAUUAACAUUCAUCCCAGAGAAGUGAGAAACUUAGGUUUCCAAGAUAUUGCUUUAAAACACAUAGUUAUAAAUUUUUACCAAGAUCUUGGUGAGUUAAAAUUGAAUAUUUAUUUGGAAGUUAUUAUCUUUGAACACUCUUUGAAGCAACAAUUUAAUGAUGAUGAUGAUGAUGAUGAUGAUAUCUUUUCCAAAUUUGGUUCAAUGGAGAGAGACCUUCAGUGGUCAACAAUUGCUUAUGCUAAUGGGUGGCAUGAAUUUCUCUCAAUGCUCGACACGUCUUCAGUAAUUGCUUCUGCCAAUGGGUGGCAUGACUUGCAGAAACUCAACAUAUCAUACCCAAAUCCUUUAUCACACUAG